GGAGCCGCCCAGCCGUGCGGGAAGAGGAAGUGGGAGCUCGGGAGAAGCGGAAAUUGCAGCAGCAGCAGCAGCCACCGCCAGCCCGGGAAGCACCGGUGAGAGCCAGGGCAGGGCGGCCGGAGGAGGAGGAGAAGAGAAGGAGGCAGCGGGCGCCAGCAUGUGGAAGGCUAUUGCAGGCCACACCAUUUCUGUCAAUCAGGAUGAUGGAGCCGACGACUGGGAGACGGAUCCUGAUUUUGUGAAUGAUGUGAGUGAGAAAGAACAACGCUGGGGAGCUAAAACUGUGAAAGGAUCCGGCCAUCAAGAGCACAUCAAUAUUCAUCAGCUGAGAGAGAAUGUAUUCCAAGAACACCAGAACCUCAAAGAGAAGGAGCUUGAAACAGGACCAAAAGCUUCCCAUGGCUAUGGAGGGAAAUUUGGUGUUGAACAAGAUCGCAUGGAUAAAUCAGCUGUUGGACAUGAGUAUCAAUCCAAGCUUUCCAAGCAUUGCUCCCAGGUGGAUUCAGUGAAAGGAUUUGGUGGCAAGUUUGGAGUACAAACUGAUAGAGUGGACCAGUCAGCUGUUGGGUUUGAAUAUCAGGGGAAAACUGAGAAGCAUGCUUCCCAAAAAGACUACUCCAGUGGUUUUGGUGGAAAAUAUGGAGUACAGGCUGACAGAGUGGACAAGAGUGCAGUGGGGUUUGACUACCAGGGUAAAACUGAGAAACAUGAGUCACAGAAGGAUUAUUCCAAGGGCUUUGGUGGUAAAUAUGGUGUUGACAAGGACAAAGUGGACAAAAGUGCUGUUGGCUUUGAAUAUCAAGGCAAAACGGAAAAACAUGAAUCACAGAAAGAUUAUGUAAAGGGGUUUGGAGGCAAGUUUGGAGUGCAGACUGACAGACAAGACAAAUGUGCUCUUGGCUGGGAUCACCAGGAGAAAGUGCAGCUGCAUGAAUCCCAGAAAGACUAUAAGAGUGGUUUCGGAGGGAAAUUUGGUGUACAGAGAGAAAGGCAGGACCCAUCUGCUCUGGGGUUUGAUUACAAGGAGAAACUAGCCAAGCAUGAAUCUCAACAAGAUUAUUCCAAAGGAUUUGGUGGGAAGUAUGGUGUACAGAAAGAUCGGAUGGAUAAGAAUGCAGCAACUUUUGAAGAUAUUGAGAAACCUGCAUCAACUUACCAGAAGACCAAGCCAAUAGAAGCUGUUGCUAAUAAAACGAGCAACAUCCGAGCUAACUUUGAGAAUUUAGCCAAGGAAAAAGAACAAGAGGACCGAAGGAAGGCAGAAGCUGAGAGAGCACAAAGAAUGGCCAGGGAGAAACAAGAACAGGAGGAGGCUCGAAGGAAACUGGAGGAACAAGCUAAAGCCAAAAAACAAACUCCACCACCAUCUCCUACUACACAGCCAGCUGAGCAGAAGACACCCUCCAGCCCAGUCUACCAGGAUGCAGUUUCCUGUGAAGCAGGGUCUGCCUACAGGAAUUCUACUGCAACAUAUUCAGCCACACAUGAGCCAGAGCCUGGCUACAGAGCUGCAGAGUCAGACUACCAAGAAGCAGUGAGUCAGCGGGAGACAGGAUAUGAGGCAGAGACUGUUUAUGAAGUGACAGGGGCAGGAGACCACUACCAAGCAGAAGAAAAUACUUAUGAUGAAUAUGAAAAUGAACUUGGAAUUACAGCCAUAGCUCUUUAUGAUUAUCAAGCUGCGGGUGAUGACGAGAUUUCCUUUGACCCAGAUGACAUCAUCACAAACAUAGAAAUGAUCGAUGAUGGCUGGUGGAGGGGUGUCUGCAAAGGCCGGUACGGGCUGUUCCCUGCCAAUUAUGUGGAGCCCAGACAGUAAAGACUGUUGUCUCCUGGUUAUGCCUUAAUUCCCCAGUCAAUAAUUCUGACUUGAUACACUACAAAUCACGAUGCUUUUCUGAGGAUGGAGGGGUAUAUACAUAAUUGCUUUUAUAUUUAAUACUUUGCUGAUGCUUUUUAAAAAGUUUAUGCCACAGAAGUCGCUAAUAUAUUGUAAGUACUAUGUUCUUCACUAAGGCUCUUAAAGUUAUUUUCAUGCAUUUGGAAACAUUUCUUCUCUGCCAAAUUAGGAAUUGUCAUAUAAAGCCUUUUCAAGGACAAUUAGCUGUCUGUCUUAAUAUUGCAUGUUUUACUCAUAAGUGAGCAGAUCUACUUAGUGUUUAAGUCUAGUUAGUCUUCCACUAAAUGUUUUCAGCUAAGAAAAUCAUGGCUAUGCAGGAUAUUUGCAUCUCCAGUAAGCUGGGGUGGGGAGGACUGGGAAGGUGCAUAAUUUUUUCUUUUCUUUUCCAGAUAGUGUGUGAAAAAGCAAAGAGAGUGUUUAAAAGUUUCAGCUAAUGGCAGUUGAUCAAAUACUGUCCAGUAUUUAUGGAGUAUUAAUGUUAUGAGGGAAAGGGUCUGGUUACUUUUUCCUUCUCUUAUAAAGUGAAGUUCCUUGGCUCUUGCAUUUUUUUUUCCUGCUCCUCCUGUCCAUGUUAUUCCAGAAGAGGGCUGCAAAUGCUCUAGCACUGAUUGUCCCAGGUUUCUUUAUUUUUUGGGUUUGUUUCACUCUCCUCUUUCCUAGGAAAACUUGGCAAAGUUACUAUACAAUUCUUGAGGCACUCAGUGAGAUUCCUACUUGUUCCAAGGGAAAUUGGCAUCCAAAUCUGUGUGACCACCUGCAGCAAUAGUCUUUUUGUUUCAAGUGGGAGAGAAAAAGGCAGGAUGGAAUUGCAGUUGUUCUCUGCAGUUCAUUCUUUGUUCAUCCAAGGAGGGGCCUGCUGUGCAGUAAAGGCAUUUUAUGUAGCCAUAUUUGAGUCAAAGGAUGUUAAUACAAAUAAUUUGAUUUAAAACUCAAAUGAUUUAUAUUUUUGAACCACACAAGGCAACUAUUCUUUUUUUGUAUGUACAGCAGAAACUGCCAGUAGCAUUCUACUAAAUGACAAAAUUAAAACCUGUUCCUUGCCAAAACUAAAACUGAAAUUCUUGUCAUUCUAGAGAACUGACUUCACCAGAGGUUUUUAGGGUCCCUACCAAAGAUAGAUAUCUAAUAGUGCACGUGUUCUGUGUGUGUACUGUCUGUUUCCACCUUCUGAUCAGAAUGGGAAUGGCUGAACAGGCGUAGUAGCUGAGAAAGAAUGCAAAGAAUUUUUAUAAACUGUAAAUUUGGACCAGUGGAAAAUAAAAGGCCUGUAUAAAGUGGUAAAAUGUAUCCUAUAUCUACGAAGGAGGCAUCACGUUGAACCAGGUAUUGGAUGGUUGGGACAAUCCUUAAUGAAUGUCAUAUAUGUGUCAUGAUGAUUAUUAUUUUUUUUUUCUCCUUUCCAUGGUCUCAUUUCUGUGUUGUAUUUGCAUUACAGGGUUGGGUUUUAUAUGCAGUUUGUUUUAUCCAAUUUUUGCAUAGGACACCUCAUAGGGAUAUGAUUUUUGUAAAUUAAAUAUUCAAUAAACUUUUGGAACCAUUUGCAUGGAA
Messenger RNA from Calypte anna (Anna's hummingbird), 3448 nucleotides. It is a transcript of the gene CTTN, whose product is annotated as cortactin. Lineage: Eukaryota; Metazoa; Chordata; Aves; Apodiformes; Trochilidae. Gene Ontology annotation, cellular component: plasma membrane; cortical actin cytoskeleton; site of polarized growth. The record is from RefSeq and is a predicted model, not a curated record. Gene Ontology annotation, molecular function: actin filament binding. The transcript has 17 exons. The coding region runs from base 158 to 1819 and encodes 553 amino acids. Gene Ontology annotation, biological process: regulation of actin filament polymerization.